UGCAUACCUGGCUUUAGACGCACGGCAAAGGAAGGCCACACUUUUCCACUUCACUUGGAGGUCAAAUUCAGGUAUAAAAGAAAGCGAGUGGAGCCCGCUCUGUGCAGAAACGUUUGUGACACAGUGCAGACAUGCUCAGGUUCCUGGUGUUGACGAGCCUCGCCGCCUUGGCGCUGGCUGAGCUGGAUGCCCAGCCCAAGUACCUGGAGGAGAGCUAUGAGAGGGUUGUCGGAGGUGAAGUUGCCAGUCCCAACUCCUGGCCCUGGCAGAUCUCCCUUCAGUACAAAUCUGGCAGCGCCUACUACCACACAUGCGGAGGAUCCCUGAUCCGUACCGGUUGGGUUAUGACCGCUGCUCACUGUGUGGACAGCGCGAGGACGUGGCGUGUCGUUAUUGGUGAACAUGACCUCAACAGCAACAGUGGCAGAGAGCAGAUCAGGGAGGUCACCAAUGUUUACAUCCACUCUCAGUGGAACUCUAACAACGUGGCCGCUGGAUAUGACAUCGCCCUGCUGAGACUCUCUUCUGAUGUCACUCUGAACACGUACGUCCAGCUGGCCUCUCUGCCCCCCUCUGGCCAGGUCCUGCCCCACAACAACCUCUGCUACAUCACCGGAUGGGGACGCACCUCCACUGGUGGCAGCCUGUCCGCCCAGCUCAAGCAGGCCUACCUUCCUCUGGUGGACUACAAGACCUGCAGCGGCUACGGCUGGUGGGGCAGCACUGUGAAGACCACCAUGGUCUGUGCUGGAGGUGGAGCUGAGUCUGGAUGCAAUGGUGACUCUGGUGGCCCUCUGAACUGCGCAGUUAAUGGAAAGUACUACGUGCAUGGCAUUGCCAGCUUCGUGUCUUCUCUGGGAUGCAACUAUCCCCAGAAGCCCACAGUUUUCACCCGCGUCUCUGCCUACAUCGACUGGAUCAACUCGAUCAUUGUGUAAGAGUCGUCCAUGCUGCACCGCACGAAGACCAUGGUUUCAUCUACUGGUCUCAUGCUUCACAAAUAAACAUGAUUCAAUGUUG
Mugil cephalus (flathead mullet) is the source of this 1020-nucleotide messenger RNA. RefSeq names its product elastase-1-like. NCBI's taxonomy places the organism in Eukaryota, Metazoa, Chordata, Actinopteri, Mugiliformes, Mugilidae. The transcript is spliced from 8 exons. Gene Ontology annotation, molecular function: serine-type endopeptidase activity. The coding region runs from base 132 to 938 and encodes 268 amino acids. Gene Ontology annotation, biological process: proteolysis. The record is from RefSeq and is a predicted model, not a curated record.